This is a messenger RNA of Pocillopora damicornis (cauliflower coral), 2626 nucleotides long. RefSeq names its product 1,25-dihydroxyvitamin D(3) 24-hydroxylase, mitochondrial. Gene Ontology annotation, molecular function: oxidoreductase activity, acting on paired donors, with incorporation or reduction of molecular oxygen; iron ion binding; heme binding. NCBI's taxonomy places the organism in Eukaryota, Metazoa, Cnidaria, Anthozoa, Scleractinia, Pocilloporidae. The record is from RefSeq and is a predicted model, not a curated record.
AGCAGGUCACCAUCUUGCACACUGUGGUGAAAUUUUCUUAUCUUGGCGAAAUGGAAGGCUCUCUGUACCUAGCGUUUUCUGCACUUUUGGUGUCGGUCAUUGUCUGGCUUCUUAAUCCUUUUCAUAAACUUCACAAGUUCUUGAAUUAUUCCUUAAGAAGAGACGGUGGCAUGCGAACUGAUCUUCCGGAUGGGGUUCGCUCGUUCAACAAUAUGCCUGGCCCAAAGGGAUGGCCUAUCUUAGGCGAUAUGCUGAACUUUCUACGAAAAUCUGAGUUCAAAGAAAUUAUAGUGGAGUUGAAGGACUCGUUUGAUAAGUACGGUCCUGUUUUUAAGAGGAAUUUUAUGGGAACAUCAGUGGUUUAUGUCAAAGACCCAAAGGAUAUCGAAGUCGUCAUCAAAGCAGAUGGAAAACAUCCCAUGCGACCUCCCUCAGCUGUAAGCACGGCGAUUAAUAAGUACAGGAAAAGCAGAAAACUCCCUAAAGUCCUUUUUGGAUUGGACGGUGAGGAAUGGAACCGAGUACGAAAGGCUUUAGCGUCGAAAAUGCUUCGACCGAAAGAUAUCCGAGACAACCUGGAAAACUUUAAUGGAGUGACAAGAGAUGCUAUAGAACAUAUGCUUUCAGUGCGGGGUGCAGAUGAAGAAAUUCCAAAUCUCGAGGAGGAACUUGGAAAGUGGGCGACGGAAUCUGUGGGUACACUGGCAUUCGAUGUAAGAGUUGGAAUGUACGAUGACCCACCGAACAAAGAAACCGUGAAAAUGAUUAAGUCGAGCUCAGACGCCUUUUCACUUAUGGGAAAACUGAACAAAGGAUGGGAAAGUUUUAUCCUCAACUUCAUGACGACACCCACGUACUUGAAGUUUUGUGAAGCACAAGACACCUCCAUAGGCAUUGGUCAGCAUAUAGUGAACCAGAAAAUUAUGGAACUGAAGAAAGCAGCCGAAGAUGGUGAAGCUCUCAGCCAGGAUCAGGCGGUGCCUCUGCUGACCUACCUCAUAAUGAAAGGCGAACUUACACCACAGGAGAUCAACACACAAUCUAUUGGGAUGUUUAGAGCAGGAGUAGAGACGACGUCCACUGGGCUACAAUGGCUCCUUUACGAUCUGGCCCGUAAUCCAAAGGUGCAGGAGAAGGUGUAUGAAGAAGUGACCUCGCUAAUUGGGCCCCAUGGAGAUUUUACGCCCGAGAGUUUUGCCAAGUUGACUUACAUUAAGGCUUGUGUCAAGGAGUGUCUGAGAAUGCACCCUCCUGCUCCCGACUGGGCACGCCGUCUAAGCCAAGAUGUGGUUCUUUCUGGUUACCAUGUCCCAACAGGUACAAUCGUGGUUUAUUCCAACUAUCUUUCUGGGCUCUCUGAGGAGUUGUUCAAGUUUCCUUUGGAGUUCAGACCUGAACGUUGGUUAAACGAAGAUCUGGGAAAAGUUCACCCUUUUGCCAUAUUGCCAUUCGGAGUUGGACCACGCAUGUGUAUUGGGCGUCGUAUCGCUGAGGCUGAAAUAUAUCUCUUGGCAACAAAGCUGGUACAGCGGUUUGUCCUGGAAUAUCACGAUGCGCCAGUCGGUAUGAAGUCGAGACUGUUGUGUGUUCCUGACAAACCACUGAAGAUCAAAUUUAUUGACCGUGCGUAACUUGCUUAUAUGGAUGUUCGUUCUUGACGGUGGGAAUAAAUAAAAUAGACAUUUUUUAUCAAAAGGUAUCGGCAGGAUACACUCCAUAAGAUGUGUUUUACUCAGCGAGAGUCUGUGCCAUUUUUUUUUUUUUUAAAUCAAGCCCUUCGCAUUGACGACUGCCAAAUUUGAAUUACGCAGAAAUGAGUACUUGAUUGACUAAAAAUAACCAAUGGAAAUAAUAUAUUUCAAAGCAAAGUGACUAUGUGGAAAAUAAGAGGUCGUAUUAAAUUUUAACUCCGAAUAUUGCAUUUCUAGUGUUUUGAUUGGUUCCGAAUGUUAGCUCAUAUUUUCGGGCCCAAGUCAUCUUAUAAGAAAAUGCAUUGCGAAGCGAAAAAAAGGCUCCAAAUAUCCAAACGUUUAGGAUUUACUGAGAUUUCAUAAAAACAAUUAUUCUUUUCGCGGAUGUUGGAUGUGUAAUUGGCUAUUUAUCAUCUCUAAUGACGAUGAUUAGGUAGAAGCUGCAGAUUGUGGCUCGCAGAAGGCUUUUUACAGCGCAACUGAGAGAGGAAAUUCGUGUAUGUCUCAAGCUUACGCGAGAACAUUGGGUAUGACAAUAUAGAAUGGUGGUAGUAUUGAGUGGAGUCCAAUUCGAUCUGUAAUGUUUCGACCGAUUUUUUUAAUCACCAGUAUUAUUACAGACAGAAUUGGACGACACGAAGUCCUGUUACCAAUUAAUCACAACCUUUAAAAUUUCCGAAAAAAAAACCAAAUAUAUUUAUUACAAAUAUCUCCAGUGGAGACAAUGUCCCAGGUUAACAAUUUCUCCAUUUUGGAAAUUCCCCAGUUUUUCGUAGGAUAAGUGGUUGUUGCUAUGGUUUUUGUGAUGAAUUCGGUGAUUGGUGGAUUUAGCUGAGUGGACUGGCUUGCUUCAAUUGUCCGACAACAGCCAACUGUCAGAUUACAACUUUAUAAAGUUAUUUGUGAAAAAUAAAGCAGUUACUGCACCAAUCACA